AUGACGGAUCAAAACCGCUCAAAGAUCAUCGAGGAUUUUCCCAUUGGAAAUGGCCUUGACGUCUUCCGUGCUUCGUUCGGUUCGAUCUGUGAUGGCAGUAGCAUCCUGCGGUCCCCAGACGCGCUUGAUGAGCUAGGUCGAGAAGAUAUCCAAACCCUCACACUUGAUCUCCUUUCGGCACUCCAAUCACUUCGUGCUUCGCGUCUCCUUUGCUCCGCCGGUAGGGACAGGAACUUGUACGGCGACUUGCUACGGCUCAACUCGGCUGUCAACUCCUGCGAGUUCGAUGUCGACCGUAUCAAACCGCUGUUGAAUGUGGCGCUCGCCGACAAACCUGAUGAUUCUCUCAUUUGGAACCGGAACACGAGCGGCCUCGUGAACUCGUCAGAAUCCCGCCAGAAUGUCGACCCGAUCCUUAAGUUGGAGCUCGAACAUGUCUAUGUCGGACUUCCCAAUUUCCACGAAGCCUUCUUUGGAGACGUGCCAGACCUCGACAUGGUUUCUGAGGCAGUCUUUCGCAGAUGUACAGAAGGCGACAAUCCACUCUUCAAGGACGGGUGGAGUGGAUGGCCGGCAGGCGCCAAAGAGAGCGAUGUGCUGACUUGGUUCGCAGCUCGGCGAAAGCUGCUGGCGCAGCCGAGGACACCACUAGUCGGCUCUACAGGCAAGCGCAGCAUGGACAUCGGCUUUGUCAAUGACGAUAUCACAUAUGAUCCUAAUUCUGAGGAUUCGAGAUAUCGUUGGUCACACAUCCUCGUUGCCGGCGAACUGAAAAGCACCCGUCGCUUCGUCUUGGGCUUUACUCUCUGCGGGUCGCUUAUGAGGGUAUGGGAGUUUGACCGACUUGGGGGGAUCGCCUCCGAACAAUUCGACAUCAACAAGAAGCAUGGUGCGCUGCAGUUUGCGACGGCAAUCCUAGGAUUUCUGCGAAUGAACAAGGAGAUGCUUGGGUUUGAUCCUACCAUUAUAGCAUCCGGCGGCCAGCAGUAUAUCGAGAUCGAACGAAUCGGCAAAACAGAGCGUCUCAUCAUUGAUGAUGUUAUGAAGCGAGCACGGUGCAUUGCCGGUCGGGCGACAACCUGUUGGAGAGCACAUCGCAAAGAAGACCCCAAGACCCCGCUCGUUAUCAAGGACUCCUGGCAGUACACGGACCGAGACGAAGAGGGUAUACUUGUCCAGGAAGCGACUGAGAAAGGUGUCAUUAACGUUGCCCGAUACUACCACCAUGAAACCGUUCGCGUCCGCGAUGCGGAAGAUGACGUCCAAAGCAAUGUUCGAAAGGGACUGGACCUCACUAAAGCUACGAAUUAUCGAUCAGGACGUGCGAUGCUGCCAUCAGGUGCUGGCGCGUCUAGAGUGUCGCACAAAGGGCGAAGUAGCGGCACUGGCAUGAAGCGACCGUCCAGCGAAACUGGCGCCGCUCUGCCGCUGAGCAAAAGAUCCGGUUCAACAUCUCCGGUCAAGGCAAGCGUGGAAGCCCUCCCGAACCGCGUACACCGGCGGGUCAUUCUUCGAGACUACGGGAAGCCGAUCUACAAGGCAAGCUGCCGUGUGGCGCUGCUUGCCACCCUGGAGGGCUGCCUUGAAGGUCAUCAGUCGUUGCAUAAGGCUGGUUUUCUACACAGAGACAUCUCCAUCAACAACCUUAUGAUCAACGAGGACAAGGACAACCGAUCCUGGCCUUCGUUCUUGAUUGACCUUGACCUCGCCAUCAAGCAGCAACGAGAUGGUGCCUCCGGAGCACAGGGAAAGACUGGCACGAGGGCUUUCAUGGCAAUCGGGGCGCUCCUGGGCGAGCAACACACGUUCAUGCACGACCUCGAAUCAUUCUUCUGGGUGCUCUUCUGGAUAUGUAUCCACUAUGACGCUCAAGGCAACGGCAUUGGCCCAACUGGGUUAGAUGAUUGGAACUACGAGAAUAACGAUAAAUUGGUUGCAGCUAAGAAGGGUGAAAUCGCUGACGAGGAAGACUUUCUCAAUAAGGCACAUAGAAAUUUCACACCGUACUAUCGGCCAUUGAUCCCAUGGGUCAACAGACUGCGAAGGAGGGUAUUCCCAGGCGGUGGGAGGUGGAAGAGGCUGGAGCCAGAGCUCUAUUCCUCGAUGAAGGAGAUCCUUCGCGAAGCCCAGAAGGACCCAGAGGUAUUGGCGGAGAGAUAG
This is a messenger RNA of Hirsutella rhossiliensis, 2160 nucleotides long. Its product is annotated as kinase. Gene Ontology annotation, molecular function: protein kinase activity. Lineage: Eukaryota; Fungi; Ascomycota; Sordariomycetes; Hypocreales; Ophiocordycipitaceae. The coding region runs from base 1 to 2160 and encodes 719 amino acids. The record is from RefSeq and is a predicted model, not a curated record. Gene Ontology annotation, biological process: protein phosphorylation. The transcript has 5 exons.